UUCACCUUCAGGAUUACAGGGCUUACUUUCCGAUUGGGACAAGAAGGCCAUGAGUUUGACUUUCGUGGUGUGGUAGCCCUAUUUAAGCUGGUCCCAGCGGUCUCCUCCCAACACACGUUCGACAUAUAACCUCGCGAGUAAACUGGGAGAAGAAAAAGAGAGUAUCUAUCCAUAUAUCAUCAAAACCGUCGUACUUAGCUUGGCUCAAAAAUGAAGGUUGAUGUACAAGUCAUUUCCAGAUGUACAAUCAAGCCGUCUUCCCCAACCCCUGAUCAUCUUCAACACUACCCGCUCUCUUUUCUUGAUCAAAUAAACCCUCCUGUUUUUAUGCCUCUUGUUCUCUUUUAUCCAUCUGAUCAGAACCAUCUCAUCACCAGUACUUCAGGUCCGGGCAAACUAAACCAGCUCAAGAAAUCUCUAUCGGAGGCCUUAACCAGAUUCUAUCCUCUAGCGGGACGGCUCAUUGACAACACCUACGUCGACUGCAAUGACGAGGGCAUUCCCUAUGUCGAAGCUCGGGCUAGCUGCAGACUUUCGGACUUUCUUGACAAUCCCAUCCCUGGAGAACUCAACAAAUUUCUCCCUUUUGAUUUGGAUGAUGUGAAAGAUAUUGGGAUGGUUAUCCAAGUUACUUUAUUCGAAUGCGGUGGAGUUGCUGUAGGAGUAGCCAUUUCUCACAAGAUUGCGGAUGCCACGUCACUUUUCUUGUUUGUAACCAGCUGGGCUACCAUUUCCCGCAGGGACAGCCAUGAUACACGGUCCCCAAUCUUUGAAUCUGCUGCCAUCUUUCCACCUAGAGAUGUUGCAGGCUAUAACCAUGCCCUGGGUAUGGUGAAAAAGGACGAAAUUGUGACCAAGAGGCUUGUAUUUACAGCCUCAAAGAUCGCUUCUCUUCGCGAGAAGUAUACAACUAACAGUAAUACCGCAACUGGUGAUGAAUAUCAUCAAAUACGUCCAACUAGGAUUGAGGCGCUAUCAGCUUUCAUUUGGACUCGUUUCCUGACAGCCACCGCCGGACACAAAGAUAACCGCGAUAAAAUGUACAUGUUAAAUCAUGCGGUGAACCUAAGACCAAGGAUGCAUCCGCCUUUGUCGGAAUGUUAUUUUGGUAAUCUCAGCAGGCCAGCUAUAACCAUACCUUCAUUUGACAACGAUGAACAAGGUUAUGGGAUUGUGAAUCAAGUGAGAGAUGCAAUACGUAAUGUGGGAGGAGAUCAAUACGUAACUAAACUUCGCGAAGGCGAUAAGCAUUUGAACUUCAUCAAGGAGAGAGCUAAGCUGGUGAACAAAGGCGAGGUGGUUUCGUUUAGCUUUACUAGCUUGUGUAGGUUUCCAUCAUAUGAAGCUGAUUUUGGAUGGGGGAAGCCAGUAUGGAUUGGUUCGGCCAGCCUCACCUUUAAAAACCUUGUUGUUUUCUUGGAUACACAAUCUGGAGAUGGCAUAGAGGCGUGGAUUAAUAUGAAGUUGGAAGACAUGGCUAAACUUGAAGCUGACAAGGAGUUGCUUAAGUAUGUUUCCACAAGCACUGAUGCUAAAACUUAAUUCGCUCUCUAUGCUUCUCGAUAUGGAUGUCAAAUUGGAGCUUGAGCUCGAGAUUUCGUUGAUAUUGGAAUGGAGCGCCAAUGCUUAAGGAAAAGUAUGUACCUAUAAUGAAGUUGUAGUACUACGCCGUCUUUUUCUUAUUGGGGAUUUUGCUUCCUUAUCCAAGUCUUGUAAUUUGUCAUUCUUAAAUAUCAAACUCAUGUCCUGGACUGUUUAAAUGCUAGCUGUUGGUGAAAUAUAAAACAUCUAUUAUUCGUGUUUUUUUCCCCCCAA
Messenger RNA from Coffea arabica (coffee), 1815 nucleotides. RefSeq names its product stemmadenine O-acetyltransferase-like. The record is from RefSeq and is a predicted model, not a curated record. NCBI's taxonomy places the organism in Eukaryota, Viridiplantae, Streptophyta, Magnoliopsida, Gentianales, Rubiaceae.